AUGACCUCUGUGACUGACAAGAAGGGGGAAGAUCCUAUUAUUUAUUUAUUCCCUCUCGAGAGAACAUCUGCGUUUGAUGAGGAGCUGCCCAAUGGCCACGCAAAUCAACCACCCGCAGAACCAGUACGCCAAAAAUGGUAUCAGUGGUUCUCCCCCAUCGAUACGGCAGAGGAGCGUCGUUUGGUCAUCAAGCUUGAUUGCUUAAUCCUAAUUUACAUUUGUAUCGCUUAUUGGGUCAAAGUCAUGGACGGAUCAACGAUUUCGGCGGCAUACGUCAGCGGCAUGAAGGAAGACCUUGCUCUCAACGGUAAUGAGCUGAAUUAUAUUGGCACUAUAAACCUGGUUGGAUUUCUUAUCCCACAGAUCCCUUUGACAGUAAUGAUGGCUCGAUGGGGCUCCAGCCAUUGGAUCCCAGCUGCAGACCUGUUUGCGGGCAUUUUCACUCUCGCUCAGUACAAGGUGUCCAACGUGAGCCAGGUUUACGCGAUUCAAUUUUUCUUAGGCGUAUCAGGAAGCUUCUAUUACCCUGGGGUUCAUUGGUACUUAGGAUCCUGGUAUAAGAGUUCUGAGCUAAGUCGACGCGGAGCUCUGUUCUUCAUCGCCAGCCAGUUGGGAUCCAUGAGUGCCAGUUACAUUCAAAGCGCAGCAUAUGUGACUCUCGACGGCAGAUAUGGCAUCGCAAGUUGGCGAUGGCUCUCUAUUAUUUGUUUUGCUAUUACAGUUCCAGUUGCGGUUGUAGGUUUUUUUCUGCUGCCUGGCACUCCCGAUAAACCCCGAGGCCGCUUCUUGACGGAGGAGGAGAUUGUUUUAGCCAAAAGACGCAUGGAAGAUGAAGGACGCGAGCCAGCUAAGCCUCUGACUGUCGCCGUCAUCAAGGACGUUCUGCUCGGGUGGCAUUUCUGGGUUUUGGUUGGCCUCACAUGGUUUUUCUCCCAGACUGGCGGCGCGAGUAUCGACCUUUGGCUCAAGGCAGAAGGCUACAGUGUUGAGGAUAUCAACAACAUUACUGGAGCAAUCCCUCCGGUAACCAUUGUUGCGUGCGUGGUAAACGGCAUUCUCUCAGAUGCCUAUGAUGCCAAGGUCGCUUUGAUUACGGCAACCGGUCUGCUGAACCUUUUUGCGGCCAUUUGCCUUGCGGUUUGGAAUAUCCCAGUUGGCCUUAAGUUCCUAUCGUACUUCAUCUUUGGGACUGCAUACGGUAUCGCUGCUGUCAUUUACUCCUGGGCAAAUGAGAUCUGCGGUGGCAGCUCCGAGGAACGGGCAAUCGUUCUCAGCAGCAUGAACACAAUCGGGAACGUGUUUAGCGCAUGGGUACCGCUACUUGUUUGGAAAGUGACCGAGGCCCCUCGCUACCCCAGGGGUUUCAUAUGGACCAUCACGCUGAAUGUUGGGAUGAUAAUCAUGGCUUGGGUUACUCGAUACUUUUGGCGCCAAGAGAAAUCCAGAAGACACGUGUCGAGUUAA
This is a messenger RNA of Clonostachys byssicola, 1464 nucleotides long. Lineage: Eukaryota; Fungi; Ascomycota; Sordariomycetes; Hypocreales; Bionectriaceae. The record is from the annotation of a GenBank genome assembly.